CUCUUUAAAAGCAAGACUUUAGUCUCUGGGGGAAUCGUAGAUGCGGAGUGAGAGCGAGACUCACUGCUGCGAAAUUCUGUGUUCAUGUCCCUCAGUUCUCCUGCCCACAUUUGUCUCAGACACUCACCAAACAACAUGUGUUGCUUGGAUUUUCCGUCGGUUUCCCGCACAUAGUUUAUCCAUCUCUCUCUCUGUCUCUCUCUCUCUUCCCAUUUCUUCAAGCUUUCGCUUUUCUUGCAUGCUAUACAGACCUACAAACGGCUAUGGGCACACUGUAACUACCAGUCUCUGUUGACAGUCUUCCUUGCAUGUUACGAGCCACUGCUUCUUUCAUCAUUGUUUCGUGAUCUUCCUGUGCUGUGGUGGGUUUCUGGGUUUUGAUUCAAUUGGAUUGUUUCUGCUGAUGGGUCCUGUAAGAGGAUUCAGAAAGAGGAAAAAGACAGAGAAGAAGCCUGAAGAGAAUGCUUCUGCUUCUGGGUCCCCGGGGCCGGAGGAGGGGCCUCUAGAUUGGUGGGAUGAGUUCUCACGGAGAAUUCAUGGUCUUCAAUCUCCAUCCAAGAGUCUAGAUAGGUUUGAAUCUGUUUUUAAGAUAUCCAGAAAAACCUUUGACUACAUAUGUUCACUCGUGAAGGAAGACAUGAUGGCUAAGUCUGCACAUUUUGUGUUUGCAAAUGGCAAGCCAUUGUCUUUAUGUGAUCAGGUAGCUGUAGCCUUAAGAAGACUGAGCUCCGGUGAGUCACUAGUGACAGUUGGCGAUUCGUUUGGGUUGAACCACUCAACUGUCUCCCAAGUGACCUGGCGUUUUGUGGAAUCCAUGGAAGAAAGGGGGCUUCAUCACCUGAAGUGGCCUUCAACAGAUACGGAAAUGAGGGAAAUAAAAUCUAAAUUUGAGAAAAUGCGAGGCCUCCCUAAUUGCUGUGGUGUUGUGGAUACAACCCACAUCAUGAUGUGUUUGCCUGCAUCGGAUCCCUCAAGUCACACCUGGCUCGAUCAUGAGAAGAAUCAUAGCAUGGUGUUGCAGGCAAUUGUGGACCCGGACAUGAGGUUUCGAGACAUAGUCACUGGAUGGCCAGGAAAAAUGAAGGACUGGUUGGUAUUUGAGAGUUCAAACUUCUACAAACUCUGUGAUAAAGGGGAGAGGUUGAACGGAAAAGAUUUAGAGCUCUCUGAGGGAUCAGGAAUAAGGGAAUACAUAAUUGGCGAUUUAGGGUAUCCUUUAUUGCCACAUCUUAUCAUUCCCUAUGAAGGGACAGAACUCCCAGAGUCAAGAGAAGAGUUCAACAGGCGGCAUCAUGCCACUCGGAUAGUGGCACAGAGAGCAUUGGCGAGGUUGAAAGACACGUGGAAAAUCAUUCAAGGAGUUAUGUGGAGGCCUGACAAACAUAGGUUGCCGAGGAUUAUUCUCACUUGCUGUCUACUUCAUAACAUUAUUAUUGAUAUGGAUGAUGAGGCGCAGGACGAAGUACCUUUGUCUCACAACCACGACUCAGGUUACCACCAACAGAUUUGUGGAACUGUCGACAUAAAGGGGGUGCAUCUGAGAGAUAAGUUGUCUCUGUACUUGUCGGGAAGGUUGCAUUCUUAAUUUAAAAAAAAAAAAAAAAAAUCAUUUCAUUUCUGCAUUUGAAUUAUUUAGGUAAAGAUUGUUGUCAUUAAUUUAGAAAGAGUUUCUGGAUCAGGAUCUCCUUAGAAUUAUGAAAGUGAAGUCAGAGAUUUAUUUGUUUUAGUCCUAAAUUGUAAAUGAUUUAUAUAGACAUGCAACACAAGGUAAGACA
Juglans regia (Persian walnut) is the source of this 1775-nucleotide messenger RNA. Its product is annotated as protein ALP1-like. The coding region runs from base 404 to 1585 and encodes 393 amino acids. Lineage: Eukaryota; Viridiplantae; Streptophyta; Magnoliopsida; Fagales; Juglandaceae. The record is from RefSeq and is a predicted model, not a curated record. The transcript has 3 exons.